AUGGCAGCAGCAGGAUAUCGUGAUGAGGCGCUCAAACUCGCAAUGUUUAUUCCAGGGGAGAGUGCCGGGUGCCAGUGGGCCGAAUCAACAAUCGUCUCCAACACUGCUCUGCUUGAGAAGUUCGCAAAGCUCGACCAGAGGGGCUCCGUCAUUGCAGAGUAUGUCUGGAUCGAUGCCUCCAACGGUGUGCGCUCCAAGUGCAAGACUUUGACCAAGAAGCCAUCCUCGGUCAAGGACCUCCCAGAAUGGAACUUUGACGGUUCUUCGACCGGCCAAGCUCCAGGUGACAACUCCGAUGUCUACCUGCGCCCGGUCGCCUACUACCCCGACCCUUUCAGACUAGGUGACAACAUCCUGGUCAUGUGUGAGACGUACAUGUCCGAUGGCAAGCCCAACGCCUACAACUUCCGCCACGACGCGGCUGUCAUCAUGGAGGCUCAUGCCAAGCACGAAUUCUGGUUCGGUCUUGAGCAGGAGUACACUCUGCUUGGCUUUGACGGCUGGCCGUACGGCUGGCCCAAGAACGGCUUCCCCGCUCCUCAGGGUCCUUACUACUGUGGCAACGGAACCGGCAAGGUCAUGUGCCGUGAUAUCGUAGAGGCCCACUACAAGGCCUGUCUGUAUGCCAAAAUCCAAAUCUCCGGUACCAACGCCGAGGUCAUGCCCGCCCAGUGGGAAUACCAAGUCGGUCCUUGCGACGGCAUUUCUCUCGGUGACCAGCUCUGGAUGUCACGUUUCCUCCUCCACCGUGUCGCCGAGCAGUUCGGUGCCAAGGUCACGUUUGCCCCCAAGCCCAUCCCCGGCGACUGGAACGGUGCCGGUCUGCACACCAACGUCUCCACCAAGGAGAUGCGUGCGGACGGCGGAAUCAAGGCCAUCGAGGCUGCCAUGGAGAAGCUGGCCGAGCGCCAGGUCGAGCACAUGGAGGUGUACGGAGAGGACAACCGCCAACGCAUGACUGGCGCUCACGAGACUGCGUCGUACGACAAGUUUUCGUGGGGUAUCGCCAACCGUGGCGCGUCCGUCCGCGUCAACCGCGCUGUGGCCGAGGAGGGCAAGGGAUACUUUGAGGACCGCCGUCCCGCCUCCAACGGAGACCCAUACCAGAUCACCGGCAUAAUCGUCGAGACUCUAUGUGGCAAGGUCAAGGGCGCCGACAUGGUGCAGGCAGCCAAGAAGGGCGAGGCAGUUGAGAACGAGAUGGUCGUCCCGAUUGCGAAGCCGUAA
Molecule: messenger RNA, 1227 nt
Organism: Pseudovirgaria hyperparasitica
Lineage: Eukaryota; Fungi; Ascomycota; Dothideomycetes; Acrospermales; Acrospermaceae
Exons: 5
Coding region: 1-1227 (408 amino acids)
Cellular component (GO): cytoplasm
Molecular function (GO): glutamine synthetase activity
Source: RefSeq, a predicted model, not a curated record